GUUUUGACUUCGCUCGGGAAAACAUUCGCGGCCUGCGCUGUCUGUCUCUUCCACUCCCCCGAGCUUCGAAGAGUGGAAGUGCGUGCGUGUGUGAGUGUGUGUUGGUGAAGGAGGAAAAUUUUCCAGCUUGCAAAGUUGUUGCAAAACUUGUAACGCUUCCGAUUUGGAAAAAAUGGGGAAAAGCUUUCAGCGUCGAUCGGGAAAAAAGUUCUUCCAUUAAGUGCAAAAUACGUAAGGAGCAUCACCAUCGAAAUAAUAUGGAUUCCCGAAUCAUGGAGCCCAGUCAAGAAAGUGAAGUAAUUGUGUAACCGAAGAGUUUUCCCAACCGAUGGAAACCGGUGAAGGUUGGAGUUGGCAAGGGAAUCGAGAGAUGAAAAAGUGGAAAAUCAUCCCCCGAAAAUCGAGCUAAAGUGAGCCAGCAUAUUUUGGGCAGCUUUUCCUGUGAAAAUAGCAGGAAAAAAAUCGUUUCAUCCGGAAAAAAAGUAAUCACCGGUCAUUAAUUAAGGACCGAUCAAAGUGAGAUUAAGGGGUCGCUUUGGGCCUCAAAAUAGGAAAAAGAAAGGUUGGGGUGGCCACGCCAGCAACAUAUGGCAAGGGCGAUGUUUUUGCUCCAACAACGUUAUCAGUGUCGAUGUCGUCGCGGUGAACGAUAGUGAAAAGUUGUCGCCGAAGAUUGUGGUUUUUGGCUUUGGCUGUGUGAGUGCGUACUCUGCGAGGGUGGAUUCAUCGGCUGUGGCGUAGGGAAAAUCAAUUGGAUACCGUCUGUACGCGUGUACUCUGUCAUCGAUUGGUUGGAAAAAGAAUUCACCCCAAACCGUCACCAUGAUGAUGAUGGACAUCCUGCGGUGGCUGCCCGGGGCCUGCGGAAGCCUCGGCCCUGCGCUGAUCCCGCCAGCCCACAUCGCCGUGCUGUGGUACUUCUGGCAGAACUACUCCCGCUACGUGGACAAACGGUUUUGCUCCUGCUCGUGCUGGGACACGGUGUUCAAAGGAACUUAUGAGUCGGGCAUUGCGUCCUACAAGCACAUGUACUUCAACGCAACCCAAAACACGAUGAAGAUGUGGCUGCUGAUCGUGGUGGGGGUGAUAUCGCUGUACGAGUGUACCAAGUAUCUGACCCAGCUGUUGCUGCAGGGUCGCGUCCGGUACACGAUGAUCGUGCUGUUCCUGCUGUCGAUCUUUUCGCACUAUUACGCCUGGUGGGCGUACCUCAACUACUACAACGACGAGUACUACAACCAGUGGAACCAUCAGCUGUUCUUCACGAUCACAGAGCUCAUAUCAACCAGCUUUGUGCUGCACCUGGCCAGCGUGGACAACGUGGUGACCUCGCGGAAAACGCUCGCCAUCGUUGGCAUCGCGAUCCUGCACAUCCUGGCCAGCGGGGUGGACCAGUUCAUAUCAAACGUGUUCCGGGGCGAGGGCUAUCCCCAUCAGGUGGUCCGCGAUCUCGGCUUCAUGAUUCCGGACGUGAUGCAUCUGGUGCUGCCGCUGUGGCUGCUGCGGCAAACGCGGAAGGAGAGCUUCAGCACGCGGCCCUUCUACCGGGAUCGGAACCUCCGGCGGGACGUGGUCCUGAUGUUCUUCACGGUCGCAGUAUUAUUCACCAUUUGCUCGUUUCUGUAGAAAACGAAUCGCUAUCCUUAAAAAGUAGUAUGUAAUAGAACAAUCGUGUUAAAAGCCAUGCUUUAAGAUGGCCAAAAGACUACUCCACAAUACAUUUAUAUUACAAAAAUACGUGCUAUCCCGAAU
Culex pipiens pallens (northern house mosquito) is the source of this 1752-nucleotide messenger RNA. RefSeq lists its product as uncharacterized. Lineage: Eukaryota; Metazoa; Arthropoda; Insecta; Diptera; Culicidae. The record is from RefSeq and is a predicted model, not a curated record. The transcript has 5 exons. Bases 823 to 1626 code for a protein of 267 amino acids.